Molecule: messenger RNA, 735 nt
Organism: Soboliphyme baturini
Lineage: Eukaryota; Metazoa; Nematoda; Enoplea; Dioctophymatida; Soboliphymatidae
Source: the annotation of a GenBank genome assembly
AUGAGAUUCGUUAGUCAAUUCGUAUUACUGCUAACUGUGUGCUGGAUGAACGACCGAUGGAGGAGUCGACUGGUGGAAAACGUGUCGAGGCGGCACGUGGGUUUUUUUGCCGAUGCCUGGACGGAGCCGGGUCGCACAAGCGAUGAUGACAGCCGCCGGGUCCAACCGCAGCUGGAUAGUGGCCAGUCGUCGUUGGAGUCAAACGACAUGGCGCGGGAUGAUCCGGUGGCUUCUGCCGUUUCCUACCUCUCGUCGUCGUCGUCGUCGAAGCUGAGGCACCAGCACUCGUUGAGCCACAUGCGCCAACUGCUACUCAGCUCGUCGACGAACAAGAUCAUAGAUUUCGAGCACGGUCGUUUCAUGAACGCCGAAGAUCAGCUCCUGUACGGCUGGUCGACGGGCCCGGCUCCCAACGAGACGAUCGCCAACUACGUCAGUCGCAACUGCAGCAGUUGCCUGUUGCGGGAGGAGGCGAAGCUGGCUCGCAUCGAACGGGUUAAAGCCGACCUGUUGUCCAAACUGGGCAUGAAGAGGCCCCCGAAUGCGACCGCCGUCCAUCUGCCACCGUUCAUACCACAUCUGAACGGGCUUUUGGCCAAGUGGGGUUUCAACGCGGCCGGAGACCCGCUGAUGGCCGGUGACGCCCCGUACGCCCCGCGCCUUGACCUGAUGGCCGACGACGACGACAGUGCCAAGACUGAACAGAUCUAUUCGCUAGCCAUUCCGCGUAAGUGA